Messenger RNA from Caenorhabditis remanei, 2451 nucleotides. RefSeq lists its product as uncharacterized. Bases 1 to 2451 code for a protein of 816 amino acids. The record is from RefSeq and is a predicted model, not a curated record. The transcript has 12 exons. Gene Ontology annotation, molecular function: protein binding. NCBI's taxonomy places the organism in Eukaryota, Metazoa, Nematoda, Chromadorea, Rhabditida, Rhabditidae.
AUGUCUACACUCAACAUCGACCUGACCGAGGAGCGUCCGAAGGUUCCGGAAAUUGUGGCGUUCAAACUGGAUCAGGAUUCUCCAGUUUUGAAGAACAACCUCCUGACCCUCAUCCCAAAACGAACAAGAUCCGCAGUUUCAAUGCGUGCAGAUGAGACAGACAACUGGGGACAAGAGGCACUCGAUGAGAAGGAAGCCUACAUUCUUAUUCUUCGCGACCCGAGCAUCAAGAACGAGUUGUUGGAUCGGUUGAACACCUUCCGGCGGAAUAGAGAGCUCUGUGAUGCAGUGCUCUUUGUCAAGGAACGAGAGAUUUUCGUACACAAAGUGGUGCUUGCUGCCGUCUCCCCAGCACUUUUCGACAUGUUCAAUGCCGAUUAUGAAGGUAGUCAAGAAGAAAAGUCGUUGACAUCAAGCCCAACCAACGGAGAAGGACAUACCAAUGGAGUGACAAAUGGCAAUGGAGUUAUCGCCCAAACCAACGGAUCUCCAGGACAAACUCAAAAACCGGAAAAGUCAUCAACAAAAUUCUAUGAGUUUGCUCAAACUGACUUCGAGUGCUUCGAGGCUCUUGUCAACUUUGCCUACACUGCCAAUUUGGAAAUCAGCUCCAAGAAGGUGGCCGAGCUCUACAAAACUGCGUUUGCCCUUCAAAUGAGCCCUGUCAUCAAGGCAUGCGCAGCCUACUUGGCUGACAAUCUUCAAGUCUCCAACUGCAUUGGAGUUCGUCGUCAGGCUAACUUCCACAAUGACAACUUCUUGAUGAGCAAGGUUGACCAGUUCAUUGUUGACAACUUUGAUUCCGUUGUUAAUGACAGCAAAGAGUUCACUCAACUUCCUGUAGUCCAGGUCAGAAUCAUCGUUCCAGCUGAUGAUGGAAAAGUGGCUAACAACGCCAACAACCAAGGCGGCUUGGCAGAGAUGGCCCUUUUCUACUUCCAAAACAUGCCACAUGACCGUGCGGAACACUCGAUUGAACUUCUCACCUGCAAGACCCAUAUCUUGUACAUGGACGAGAAUCAUCUUGCCGAUUGUAUUGAUAUGGAUGACCAUUCUUCGGUUGGAAGUUGUGACAUCAUUCGAGACUACAAGAAAUCUGGAAAGGAUAAAAAAGAUCUCGCCAAGGCUAUGACUGUCCAGGAGCCAAUCAGCAACACAGCUGUGCAGCACAGAGUGAACGGAGCAGUGCCGGUUCGUUUGAAUGCAUCUCGGAUGCCCAAUAUGAAUGCGUCAAAUGAAAGUCUGGAAUCAGCUGGUACCGAUGAAUCCGACCCACAGGACACCAUCGAGGCCAGAUUGAUCUCCACACACCGCACUGCACCGCAAUACUGGGUUGCUCUCGUGGUCCUCUACCGUCGCCUCUGUGUCCUGAGCCUUCAGCUCACAGACAACGAGGAACUGCUUCGCACCAAAACCCAGUCAGUGGAUUCGCAGAAGGCUGCUCUUCUCUCUCGGCUCAUUUCAUGCCUUGGGAAGCAGCAGAAGCCCUUGGAGUGCAUGAGUGCACCCCGCUGCUCGAUUGGAGCGUCCUUCCUGCAUGGAAAGAUUUUCGUUUGUGGAGGAUACGAUCGCGGAGAGUGUCUGAGAAGUGUAGAGGAGUACGAUGUGGAGCAGGGAAAGUGGCGAAAUCUCGCCAACAUGAAGGCAGAGCGAGGACGAUUCGAUUGCACCGUUCAAGGAGGAAAGGUGUAUGCGGUUGCUGGAAGUAAUGGAAACAAUGAUCUCAAGAGUGCAGAGGUCUACGAUCCAAAGACUGACACAUGGGCUCCACUCCCAAACUUGAAGACUGCCAGAUGUCACAACGGUUGUGCUACUAUUGACAACUUCAUCUACUGCAUCGGUGGAUCGUUCGAUCAGACAGUUCUCAAGGAUUGUGAACGAUUUGACACCAGCACUCUCGGUGCCGAAGAUGCUGCUUGGGAGCCGAUUGCCUCAAUGGACCAGGCCAGAUACCAGGCUGGAGUUUGCACAUGGAGAGGACUCAUCAUUGCCGCUGGAGGAUGUGAUCGUUGGACUUGUAUGGAUUCUGUGGAGGCGUUUGACCCGAAGACCAACGCAUGGCGUCAACUUCCGAAACUUCGUCAGGCAAGACGUGGAUGUGCUAUCGCUGUGGUUAGAGAAGCCCUCUAUGUAAUUGGAGGACACGACGGAACUCAGUCAUUGGAUACUGUGGAGAUUUUGGACAGCCCAUCUUCUCAAUGGCGUGUUGGGCCGACUCUUACUACUGCAAGAGCAAACACUCAUGCUGUUGUCACCGCUGGCAAUGUCAUUUUCUGUAUUGGAGGUUUCACUGGAGUGAAGUUUCUCGACACCAUCGAACUCUUGGAGAAUGAACCAAUCGGAUGGCGCAACUGGCAAACCUGCCCCGAACAAAUUCUUGAGGAGCAAGAAGAGGAGGAAUCGAGUCAAAUGGACAAUGAGACUACCUCCAGUGCUCCAUCUUCUCCUUAA